CAAAAAUUGGAUACAUAUGACAGGAAUAUCCAGGCGACACAGCGACAUAAAGGUGUUUUUUCGGCACGACCAGAAGAUGUUUUAGUAGGCGUUGCAUUCGUAUUAUUGUAGUUCACAGUUCUUACGCAUCUUAUUUUCUUUUUCGGUUAGUGUCACGAAGUUUGUUCAUAACAGUUCCUUAAAGUUCGUCCAGUGUUGUAGCUGUGGUACUAGAAUAUAAUCAACACUAGUAGAGCAUUGUUGAUGACUGAUGAUACGAUUCAAGUAGUUUUCGUGUGAUGAUGUUCACGCUACUGCGUCUAUUUCUGACGACUAUGACUGGCACUACUACAUAAGACCACGACAUCACUUACUAAGCAUUGAAUAAACUAUAUAAGUGAAUGUCAUAGUGGAUGUAUUAGUCACCAAAACAGAAUGCCGCCCUCGUCGUGCUUUUCACAUCGUCAUGUGGGCACCGGUGAUCAUCGGGAGUGCCUCGCGCUUCGGAGCCGCAAUCGCAGCGAUUAGGCGUUAGAGAUAAGUGGAGGUCAUUGAUUGCCUGCAGACGUAUAUCCAAUUUCACUUUAUUACGCAGUCUAUCUCGUUCGGUAACUUUAAGACCAAGACAAAACACGCAUGGAGAAGCAAGAGCCACCAAAUCGCGGAGUACAACUACAAGUCCACUGUUGUACAAAGGAGCAGCGUGUGACGUAAGAAGCUUAUGCAGACGCGGCUAAAGCUUUUCUAGAAACGGGACCGACCAAAAUUUUCGAACGUCGCAAGACCUGCUCGAACGAUUUCGGAAGAUCAUCUUCUACGCGACAACAACAGCGACUCUCAACUAGCGACAUCAGCGACACAACCAAAAGUCAUUACCACUACCUCUCGAUGGAAAAUUUUGCUCCUUAGAGGCAGCAAGAAUUAAAGCUAAACUCAGCAAAAGCAAAAACAAAGAUGCAGUACCUUGUUGAUGAUCAGAGUCAAUUCGACGCAGUAUGUCGAAAGAUUCUGGAGUUCAAGCCUGCUGUCUAUCUCGACACGGAAUUUGUGCGCAAAGGUAAAGAUUUCUGCGUUGAAAAUGUAUCAGUCUCCUAGUAGUUUUUGAUGAAGUGUUGUUGAUCAUGAUCAGUAUCUAUAAUUAUUUGUAACAACUAUUACUAAUUGUACAAAGAAUCGCACUGGUACAGCACAACCAGAUGACGGAUUACUGCCCAAAAAAGAACAUUUAGGUCGCACGUUCCACGCAGUUCUGUCGUGCAUCCAGAUGGCAGCGGAGUUGGACAACAUACGGAUUAUCGUGGAUGCGUUUCAAGUGAAAGAUUUGACUUUGUUCGGUCAAAUCUUAGCCGACCAUGAAAUCAUGAAGGUCUUGCAUGCACCUUCAGAGGAUUUUCGCAUAUUUCUCCAUCUUUUUAAAGCGCUACCGAAAAACGUCUUUGACACACAGUGCGCGGCAAGUGUAUCCGAUGCGAUGGGACACGGGAAUAAACAGCCAGGAAACUGCAUCGGCUACGGAAAGCUAUGUACUUGCAACCCCUACGCCUACAGAUAUGCUUCGACCUUACAAACUACUAGUCGUGUGAAAAAUGAAUCAAAUCACCGAACAAUAACAAAAUCGCAAGAUUACCGAUGGUCUAAUUAGAUACCGGAGUUGCUUGUUAGUGUUACAUGUGCUGCUCCUGGAUAAGGUGAAGAAUACUCUUCUUCAUCGACGGUUACCAACACGUUGAUCUACUACUUGUCCUCAAUGACCGCGUCCUCAAAAAACCACCAGGCAAAGCGUUGUUGAAUAUCGAAGUCGAUAAAAGCAUGCAAAACGCGGAUUGGGAAAUCAGGCCGCUAACUGCGCCGAUGCUCAAUUACGCCAUUCUUGACGUCGAAUAUUUGAUACCUCUGCGCUACAAAUUGCAUGAGCUAUUGGAGAGCAGUGGAAAAUGGUACUAGCUAUCUUAUUUUUGAUGAAGCAUCACUGUCAUCUUUCAAAUUGACAUCUACCGAGUACAUCAUCAUCUUCCAUCCUUGUUCCUUCUCGUAGGACUGCGUACCUUGUGGAGAUCGCAUCAACGAUCAUGAAGCCAGAGACAUACAGACCUCAACCGGAGAAGCUGAUUCGAAGAAUGUGCCAGGAGACGCUGAACUGGUACCAGCGGUCUGAGGACCAAUAUGGAGACAUUUUUUUUGAGGAAGCGGAGCUUGUACGAGCAACAUCGAUAUUGACAGCGCAGCAGAAAAAUCAGAAUGGUGUCCCAGGGAAGAAAGGCCCAGCUCCAAAGGGCGGCGGCCUACAACAUGGGACGAGCAACAGAGUAGAACAUAUGGCGGCAGGUGGCUACAAAGGCGUACCAUCAGACCUGGUGCCAUCACCAGGGGACUAUGGCUUAGGUGCGGCCGGCUCGGCAAAUAUGGGGUCGUACAUGGAGGGAAACAGCGUGGCAUCAAAUAGUUACAUCAUGAAUUCGGAUUGCGCGUCAACUAGCGUGAAUAGCGUAGGCGCCGGGAGUUGUUCAACGACCUCGAUUUCACCACCGGGCGACAAUUACGCGAUCAUACCACCUGGAGAUGGUGCUGCUACUGCAGGACCUUACCAAGCUAGUCAUCCUCGUCAACAUCCAGUAGUUGGUGCAAGCAACAGCGGUUGUUCUACCGGAGGCGGCGGAAGCUCCAAGAGCGUAUCGCCAGUGGAUUCCACUGGGUCGUUGGAGAAUUCCUCGUGUGCCGAUGCUGUGCGAAACUGUGUGCUGGCGAGCGUCAAUAAGAGCAAGAACUCUGUUUCCUUCGGAGGCAGUGGUGGCAGCAGAAGCCAAGCGGGGGUCAAGCCGGCUGCGAAGCCAAAUAGUCGGCAAGCACGCGAAGCCAGCUUCAUGCGUAGGUUUCACGCCCUGCUUUUUCUGCGUGAAGAGGAGGCAAUGGCAAGGGACAUACCACGGCAAAACUGUGCACCCGAUGAAGCCUUGAUGGAGGUACAUCAACUUCCUUUUCUUAUGUCACCUCGUAUAUUUUGUUCUUGUCCGAGACCGAAAAUAGUGACUAUCUGUAUCGCUAUCGUUGAUAGUAUUCAUAAUUUUUAUUGAAAUUUCAGGUGUGUUGUUGGUUACCUACAUCAAACGAAGAGCUACGAGAGUGUAGACGGGUGAACCGGACACCACUUGCUAGGGACCGCAGUCGCGAGCUGCUCUUAGGGCUUUGUCAGGCAUUUAAGGUAGUUGUGGAUAAUCAACAAAAAUUGGCAGCUGGUGCAUACAAAGGCUCUUCGCCUGGUACCAGUAAUAAUUUCGCCGGAGGACAGGCAUCGGUUGGAUACAACAACGGAGGUGGAGGUGCCACUGAUAAUUACAGUCAUGCAGCUCCCACCGGAACGGGGGGCCAUCACGUGAACAACAAGGCCACGAGUUACGGUAAAUUUUCCGGAUCCUGGGAAGAACAGCCGAAUUACGGCCAGCAGUACAACUGGUAAUACCUGCGAUUCGAGAGCCACACCGUUGCUGAGACCCAGUUUUAAAGUACCUUCUUCUAGAUUACAUCGUAAUUGUGUCGAUCAUAGGAGUGUGUCUAGGUCUACGUGUAGCUAAAGAAAAUCGAAGCUCUUAGUUUUUGGAGGCUUUGGCUUCUCUGACGAGUUAUGGCUAGGAUCACGUGAAUUAUUGAUUAUGGAGAUUACUAGUUAUCACAAGCAUUACUGUCAUUUUUCAUGUUUUACUGUCACGAUGAGCAUCUUAUGCUCGCUUUUGCGAGGUAUAUUUAUAUUAUCUUUUACCUGAUCAACAUUCUCACUAAGAGUAACAUACUUUCUCAGAUUCAGAAUGAUACUUUUUAGGCAUAAGUAGACAGAAAGAUAUCACCAUUGUAGCGACUGACUACAUGUUUGAUACUCAAAGGGUGUGCUAGCAUAAUUCUAGUACAGCUAGUUCACGAAAAGUAUCUUCUCUUCACCUUCAGGGAGAAGACCAUUAUCGGGACCGCUUCACCAACAGAAUGAUAACAUCUGUUUAGUUGCGGCAGUGCCUCGUCUCUCUACAAAGAGGCGGCCGCUAUAUAUUGUUCUGAUGCUGAAGCGCUCCCUCGCAACUUUUCACAUGAAGAUAUUGUAACGUUCAGUUUCAACCUCCGCGUCAGCGUCAUUGUCAUAGUAUUCCAUUGCUUUUUGUUUUCAAUAACAAACUCUUGGUUAAAAAGUCACCCACAAAUUACAAAGUGACAUCGUCCAAGAAACUGGACAUGAUGAAUGUCCUACGCAAAAGUGCUGCUAGACGAAAAUCGUCGGGUAAACUAGACGUUCCGAAGACUGUAAUAGAACACAUUACCGUACCAGCAGCAGUGGUUACAUUCUCGGCAUUGCUGUGAAUUUACACCAGGCGUGAGUUUCACUAUAUUUAUAAUGUCAAUAGAAUUCUUGUACUUAAAUAGUUGUCCUCGCUAUAUAAGUGAUUCCAUAGGCAUAGAUUCCAUUAUACUUUAAGUCUUGCUACUUAUCUCGCCGAACAAUUUGAAGAAUACCCUUACAGUAGCCUCGUGUGCCCAGGCUUCCAUGUCCACAUCCUACAUCGUAAUAUCCAUGAAGCAGUAGAUGACAGUUGUAUUUCCUGAUGGUUCUGGAUAUGUUCUUGUUCGGCAUCGCACAUCGCAUUCGAGAUCGCCUUGAUGCAUAUUAGCGCCUACUCUCUUCUCACAUCUUCGUCAUACACAUCGUGCUGCUGUUAAUCUUCUUCGUCGCCAAGUCGGUCUUCGUCAACGAGUCAUAUCGGCUUCCUCUGCUGGAGAAGUUCGCACAGGUCCAAGGUGAGGGCAAUCAGUGGGUCCAUCAUCUAGCCGCGCUUUCCGCUCGGACUGUGAUGUCGAACAGAUCCGUCCUUCACCCCUCGUGGCGUUGGUGCGCUUGGCAUCCCUGACGUGAUCGAGAUGCUUGAGCUUGAUGGUUGGCAAUUAUUGGCACGCCGUCAUGUCAUCCUGUUGGCAGUGCCCUGAUAAAGCGCAAAGACGUGACUCAGAUAUUGAAAUAAUAAAACUUUCAUCACAACACGGCAUAGAAAACGACGACCGAUCUAUUAUUGUUUUCAGAUAUAGGAAAAAGGAGCUGUAGAGCUCUCUAGCAAACGCUUUUUUACUAGCCAUUACACACAUAGACCGACCGAACGAGAACGUGAU
Messenger RNA from Amoebophrya sp. A25, 5121 nucleotides. The record is from the annotation of a GenBank genome assembly. NCBI's taxonomy places the organism in Eukaryota, Dinophyceae, Syndiniales, Amoebophryaceae.